AUGGGUUUCUCCCUGGGCACAUCUGUCGAAGAAGAUCCUGCGAACCCCAAGGUUGAGGAGGACGAGAGGGAAAAAAUAACUAUGCUUUUCCUCAAAACAACGUGCCAUAAUCUAUCAAUCGAGGAAGACUCUGAUCAAAAUCCAUGGAAAACUGUCAUUUGGCCCAUGACCCAACAGUACCCGGCACUAUACCACGCUCUGGCUGCCUUGACCUGCUUCCACACCAGCAAGGCACAGCCGCACCUGCGCUUUGACGGUGAGCGACAUUUACACACUAGCGCGCGUUUGCUCUCGCAAGGCAUCACCAAAAGCGAGAUACCCUUGGAUACAGCAUUGGCAGCAACCCUAGCGCUAGGCUUUGCUGAGACCUGGGACAGUAAAUCGGCCACAACUGGCAUGACACACAUUCGCAGCGCGGGGAUGUUGCUACAGCAAAUGCUGUCGAACCAGGCUACCAUGGCUUACACGCCAGAAGAAGAGGCUCGGCUGGAGUUCCUCUUCAACACAUGGACGUAUAUGGACGUAAUCGCAAGAAUCACAUGUCUUGACCUCUGCCCACCUGUCCCUGAGAGUUUUGUGGCAGCUACCGUCGGCCGCUUGAACUUCAGCACCUCGAAACUCGAUCCCCUCAUGGGCUACGCAACCUCAUUCUUCCCAAUCAUGAGACGUGUCGCGGACCUGAUUUGCAAGGUCCGAAUGAGAGACGCACCUCGGAACUCGCCGGUCAUCAUCUCCCAAGCACUCGAGCUGAAGCGCAACAUCGAGGACUGGUUGCCACCUAUCGACCUGGAGACGAUCGAAGACCACUCCCAGCUCAUGACUGAUGCCAUCCAGACCGCCGAGGCCUACCGAUGGUCAACCCUCAGCCUCCUGUACCAAGCCGUACCGGAGCUCCCAAACCUAACCUCGUACGGCGAACUCGCGCAGAAAAUCCUUGUCUACCUCGCCACCAUCCCGCUCUCCUCACCCACACUCAUCGUGCACAUCCUCCCACUAAUGAUCGCCGGCAACGACGCCGUGGACGCCGAAGAUCGCGCCUUCGUCCGCGACAGAUGGACCGCCAUGUCGCAUCGCCUGGUGACGGGCAUCGUGGAGCGCGCGCUCGAAAUCACAGAAGAAGUAUGGAAGCGGCGCGACGACUUCCUACUGGCGCGCAGCCGUCUCGUCGACCUGGAGUCCACGCAUUGCGCUGCGAACUACGGCCCGAGUUCCGGCGCCGGCAGCUCGCCCAGCUCGGCACGGCCGUCUAGUCGGCGGGUCAGUUCCUUCCCGAUGUCCGCUGCAUUUAAAAAGGGUGUUGACACCAUGACACGGUCUGGGUGUAUCGAGUAUACGGUCCGUGGCAGUCUGCACUGGCUGGGCGUUAUGAAGGAUUGGCAGUGGCAGGUGCUCCUGGGCUGA
This is a messenger RNA of Ascochyta rabiei, 1401 nucleotides long. RefSeq lists its product as uncharacterized. Gene Ontology annotation, biological process: positive regulation of transcription by RNA polymerase II. The transcript is spliced from 2 exons. The coding region runs from base 1 to 1401 and encodes 466 amino acids. Gene Ontology annotation, molecular function: transcription cis-regulatory region binding; DNA-binding transcription factor activity. Gene Ontology annotation, cellular component: nucleus. Lineage: Eukaryota; Fungi; Ascomycota; Dothideomycetes; Pleosporales; Didymellaceae. The record is from RefSeq and is a predicted model, not a curated record.